Paramecium tetraurelia is the source of this 1695-nucleotide messenger RNA. RefSeq lists its product as uncharacterized. NCBI's taxonomy places the organism in Eukaryota, Ciliophora, Oligohymenophorea, Peniculida, Parameciidae. Gene Ontology annotation, molecular function: nucleic acid binding; ATP binding; RNA helicase activity. The record is from RefSeq and is a predicted model, not a curated record. The transcript is spliced from 4 exons.
AUGAGCAACUCAUAAAUCCAAUCAGAUUCCGAAGAAUUCAUCUAACAAUAAGAAAAGGGAGAUCUCAAUUUUUAUUCUGGGUUGUUUGAUCCUUGUGAAGAAGUUCCCCAAAAACCCCAAGAAACCUAAACCAUAAAGGAUAAGGUAAUACAACAAACUAAACAAACCUUUAGUAAGCAAUCCACCUUAAAUUAAAAAAUUAAAUCAAAAUUAAACAAAGUUGCCUUAAAAAUCAGAAAACAGAACGAGCAAUUUUAUGAAGAGCCAGAACAAGUAGAAGAAGAGGAUCCAUAACAGGAUCUCUAAUAGGAAUAAUAAUUGGAUUCAAAAAUAUUUGCAAUUGACACAGAGUUCCAUCAAUUAAAAUUAAAUAAGGCAUUAGUCAAAGCUUGUCAUGAUUAGGGAUAUACUCAUCCCACCAAUGUUUAGGCUAAAAUAAUCCCAAUAAUUAUGAAUGGUAAAGAUGUCUUGGCUAGUUCAUGUACGGGAUCUGGCAAAACAGCAGCAUUCCUAUUACCCAUCAUGUAGCGUUUUGGCAAUUUGAAAAAUUUACAAUACUCCAAAGCCUUGAUAAUAUUGCCGACUAGGGAACUCGCACUUUAAUGCUUUGAAAUGUUUGAAAAAUUAAAUAAAUAUGCUAAUUGCACAGCAGCUCUCGUCAUUGGGGCUGUUCCAAUCUAGUAAUAGGAAACUGAAUUGAGGAAAUAUCCUGACAUCAUAAUUGCAACUCCAGGUAGAACUGUUGAUUUAUUAACUAAUUCAUCAAGUCUUGAAAUUCAGAAUAUUGAAAUCUUAGUAUUCGAUGAAGCAGAUAGAUUAAUGGAAAUGGGAUUCGAAAAGGAAAUCAGGUAAAUCCUUUAAGCCACUUCCAAAGAUAGACAGACUGUUUUGAUCAGUGCUACUCUUAAUGCUACUGUCAAAUAACUAUCCUUAUUGGCUUUGAAUAAUCCAAUAAAAGUUAAUGUUGACUUUGUGGGUGGUUUGGCUUAUGGAUUAAAACAGUAUUUGUUGCGAAUAAGAUCCAAUUAAGACAGUGACAGAGAAGCAACACUCAUUACUUUAUUGAAAACCAAGUUCAAAGAAAAAACCAUAAUCUUUGUUAAGACCAAACAUGAUUGUCAUAGGUUGGCAAUAGUUCUAGGAUUUUUAGAUAUGAGCAGUUGUGAAUUACAUGGGAAUCUAUCAUAACAAUAAAGAAUCCAAGCCUAUGAAGAUUUUAAAGAAGGAAAAUUUUAAUUUUUAUUAGCAACAGACUUAGCUGCAAGAGGAUUGGAUCUGACAGAUGUCAAAGCUGUGAUUAAUUAUGAGAUUCCAUAUGAAGUUACGAGGUACAUCCACAGAGUCGGUAGAACAGCUAGGAUAGGUGCAUAAGGUAUAUCAGUAACAAUUUGUUUGGAGAAUGAAGUUGUCAAAUUUAAAAAGAUGAUACGAUAAUCUAAAUAAUAGUUAUUCAAAAUGAUUGCAGAUACCAAUAAGGUUAGAUAAAUGCGUCGUCAGAUAUAGUAGUUGGAGCCUUAAAUCAGAAAGGUUAUUAAAGAGGAGGUUGCUGAAAUGGAAGUUCGAAAAACUGAGAUGAUGACUCAAAAAGGCGAAAUUCCAAUGGAAGAAUCUGAAGAUGAUGAUAAUAUUCCAGAACCAAAAAAAGGAAAACCACAAAUGAAGAAUAAGAAAAGAGCUAAGAAAUUCAAUAAUUGA